ACCUCACUGACAUCAGAAAAGCCAUUUAUGUCUGGUACUAUGAGCGCGGCCGAAAUGGCGCUGGAUCAAUUACCCCACAUGCCAGUUCUGAAGCUAUCGUUACAUUGAAGACAUUCAUAAUCCUUAUCCAGAAGGAAAACUGGUCCGCCGUUCGGUUGAGGCCGGGCUUCGGCAAAGUCUAUCAAACCCAUAAAUAAAAUGGCAUUCGUCUUUUCCUUUCAAUAUGUCAUUCCUUGCUAGACUUUAGGUUCCAAAAAGACCACCUGCAGAUCCAAGUCCAUAUCUCAUUAUGGCUAUCAACGGAACCCUCCCAAAGACCCAGAAAGCGGCCCAGUACUUCGCAGAAACAAACGCGAUCACCGUCAAUGAAACCCCUGUACCUACACCAAAUGAAAACCAGCUUCUCAUAAAAGUAGCUGCGGCGUCCAUUUGUCACAGCGAUGUAAUGCUACUUGAGCCUAACGAUGCAGGACUCGUUUUAGGAGAUAGUCGUCCAAGGACAAUCGGCCAUGAAGCCACCGGGAUUAUACUCAGCGUCCCCUCAUCAUGCAAAAACCCCACUCUCAAGGUCGGUGCCCGAGUUGGAUUUUUGUGUCCCGAAAAUGUCUGUUAUGAAUGCCCGGGCUGUCGAAUUCAUAAUACUCUUUGUGUUCGGGGGACAGCAACCAUGGGAGGAUUUGGUCAUGAUGGGUUCUUUCAGGAAUAUGUUGUAAGCCACUGGAUGAAUGCUAUUGUUCUACCAGAAGAGUUGGAUAUUUAUGAAGCGGCGCCUUUGUUUUGUGCUGGUGUUACUAGUUGGCAGGGCGUCACGCAGGCUGAGAUCAAGGAGGGCGAAUGGAUGGCAAUUGUUGGAUGUGGUGGGUUGGGACAUCUUGGUAGGCUUUUCCCCCCUCCCUAUACCCUGUCUAUCAGUCUACAAUUUUCUAAACAAAACCAGGCGUGAAAUACGCAAAGGCUUUGGGCUACAAAGUCGUAGCCAUCGACAUCUCCGACCGCCAACUUGAAGAAGCGAAGAGCUCUGGUGCAGACUACGCAUUCAACCCAAUGACUGAUAAAGACUACUUUGCCAAAGUAAAAGCAGUCACAGACGGAGGGUGCCAUGCCGCAGUCAAUUUUACAGAUUCGGGAGCAGCAUACGAGGCAUCACCACCGUUAUUACGAACCGAUGGAGUCUUGAUGGUUGUAGGUAUUCCGCGCCUAGGAAUUCAUCUCAACGCUAUGGAUAUUGCUAUGGGCAGAUUUCGAAUCAAGGGCGCCAGCAACUCCAUCCCUCAGAAGAUGGGUCCUUGCAUCAACUUCUCGGCCAAGCAUAAUAUCAAGCCACGGGUCACUUUCCAUAAGCUGGAUCAGAUUAAUGAGAUGAUUGAUGCGAUGCGUUCUGGAAAAGCGGCCGGGAGAAUGGUGGUCAAAUUUGAUUAGGGCUCUAUCUUAUCUUCUGUAUCUUGUGUCACUUGAAUAAUAUGGGUAUCAAUUUACAUGCAUUUCCCUACUUGACA
Hymenoscyphus albidus is the source of this 1496-nucleotide messenger RNA. NCBI's taxonomy places the organism in Eukaryota, Fungi, Ascomycota, Leotiomycetes, Helotiales, Helotiaceae. The record is from the annotation of a GenBank genome assembly.